CUACUUAUGGUGCUAACUCUGUCUCUCCUCUCUCUUCCAGGGAGCAUACGUCACCUGUUGUCCUUCUCUCUCUCCUCUUGUCUGUGUCCCUGACCAGUCAUGCCUCACACUCAGAAGAGUAAUCUCUGUGUACGUGAGAAACGCCAGCAGAAACAAGGUGAGACCAAGGUUCUCAGGGGUGCUCAGGCCAUGGCAACAGCAAAAGAAAAGUUUCCCUCCUCUUCAGCUCCUCCUUUUGGGCGUACUACCCAGAGAAAGCCUGGUGCUAAGUCACGUAGCACUUUGCAGGGCCCUGAGAGAGCCCUAUCCACCCUCACUACUUCUCCAGGGGCUUCACGUACAAGAUCUUAUGCAGGUGCCAAGAGCAAAGGUAAGAAAAGGCGAUGUUCCUCCCAGGACCAACCAUCCACUAAGCGGUCCCGCAGAGACCCUCUAACCGAGAAGGUGGGUACACUGGUGCAGUUCCUGGUGCAAAAGUAUAAAAUGAAAAAGCUUGUCAUGAAGGAAGACAUGCUGAAGAUUGUCAACAAAAAGUACAAGAAACGCUUCCUCGAGAUCCUCAGGAGAGCUUCUUUCAGCAUGGAGGUGGUCUUUGGCAUCACCUUAAAGGAAAUCGACUCCAUCAAGCACUCCUAUGCCCUUGUGAGCAAAAUGGACCUCCCGAACAAUGGGAGGCUGAAUCGUGGCAGGGGGUUGCCAAAAACUGGUCUCCUGAUGAUUCUUCUGGGCGUGAUCUUCAUGAAUGGCAACUGCGCCAGUGAGGAGAAGAUCUGGGAAUUCCUGAAUAAGAUGAAAAUUUUUGCAGGGAAGAGGCACUUCAUGUUUGGGGAGCCUAGGAAACUUAUCACCCAAGAUUUUGUGAAGCUAAAAUACCUGGAGUACCGGCAGGUGCCCAACAGUGAUCCUCCAAGCUAUGAAUUUCUCUGGGGUCCCAGAGCCCAUGCUGAAACCAGCAAGAUGAAAAUCCUGGAGUUUUUGGCCAAGAUCAAUGAUACCGUGCCAAGUGCUCUCCCAUCCUUGUAUGAAGAGGCCUUGAGAGAUGAGGAAGAGAGAGCCAGAGCCACAGUUCCAGACCGGGCUGAUCCUACUGCUAUGGCCAGUGUAGUGCGUGCUCCCGUGCCAGGUCCAGCAGCUCCUCCCAGGCCCAGUGAAGCGUGAGGCAGAUUCUUCACUUUGUGGUUGAAGAGGGCAGUCAUCGUUCCAAGUAGUGGAGGGCUGGGUGGGACAGGAGGGAACACAGUGUAUCAUACCUUUCUGUUUCUGCUCUAUGUAGGUCACUUAGGGAUUUAACUGUAUGUUCUUUCUUUAUUUUUCAAAUGUUAACCCUUUCAAGUGAAGGCUGUUUUUAGCAUUAUAAUCUAAGUUCAUUAAUGACAUGGAUAACACAUUUAUCGAUGUUUCUCAAGUUUAAGAUAAAGAGCUUUGCUAUUUUGGGAAAGAAAAAAAAGGGGGGGAACCUUCCAUUUUAGUGAUCUGAAGGAAAAUACAUGACAUUCGAACAGGCAUUUCUUAGAAAUGUAAAGAACACAGCAGUAAAAAAAGAUACAAGAAAUAGAGAAAAAAGUAAGAU
Loxodonta africana (African savanna elephant) is the source of this 1570-nucleotide messenger RNA. RefSeq names its product melanoma-associated antigen B3-like. Bases 100 to 1158 code for a protein of 352 amino acids. The transcript has a single exon. Gene Ontology annotation, cellular component: nucleus. The record is from RefSeq and is a predicted model, not a curated record. Gene Ontology annotation, biological process: negative regulation of transcription by RNA polymerase II. NCBI's taxonomy places the organism in Eukaryota, Metazoa, Chordata, Mammalia, Proboscidea, Elephantidae.